Schistosoma rodhaini is the source of this 1645-nucleotide messenger RNA. The record is from the annotation of a GenBank genome assembly. NCBI's taxonomy places the organism in Eukaryota, Metazoa, Platyhelminthes, Trematoda, Strigeidida, Schistosomatidae.
GGCUGGACAAACUACAGUGUACUGUACUGUCGCUUGCGGCAAUUUGAUUGUGUUGAUCUUAGGCUUGUCUUAUUGAUUUCCUCACACCCAUCUCUCCACGCAACGUACCUUCAAACUGAACGCUAACUUUUCCAUAUUUUUCCUUAUUCUGAUAAUUUAUCAAAAAUUAUCCCUGUUGUCUGGGAGUUGCACACCACAGGAAACAACUCCAAAAAUCUGAAGUCACUGCCCAACAUAAUCGAACAAUCGUCAAUAAACCAACUGGUAUAUACUAGCUCUUCACGUUAAUAUUGGAAAGGUUGUUUCUGACCUACUAGAAUGACAGUGUCAGAUGAUAGCAGUGUAAAUCGCGAAAAGACAUGUCCACUGUUACUAAGAAUGUUCUGCAGUACAAAGAAACAUAAUAACGUUUUGGAGUAUUCUAGGGGUCGUACCCCAAUAAAUGAACUCCAAGUAUAUACAUGGUUUGAUGCUACUCUAAGAGAACUUGCAUCUCUUGUUAAACAAGUUAACCCAGAAUCCCGUAGAAGAGGAACGUUGUUUGAUUUCGCCUUGGUUUUUCCGGAUCACCGAUCACCAGUGUACAGAAUGCGUGAAUUGGGUACAGUUUGUUCUGGUUCUCCUUCCGAUACAGACCGCAUCAUGUUAAAAGAUGUACAAUUUACAAUUGGAGAUAUGAUUGAUGUUGCUAUCACACCACCCUUAACUGAUACAAAUGCUCCAUUUAUUAAAAACGAUUCAUUAAUACUAGACUCUGGUCGUCGUUUAUCAAAACAAAAUAAUCCCAUCACUCGUAAUCGUCGUUCACAUGAAAAAUAUCAUGAACAUCCUCCUAAUAGUAAUAAUCCUGAUUUGGAGUCUUCUAAAUAUCGUCGACAUGUAAACAAUGUUAAUUUAACUUCUCAGGAUAAAACAGAGAAGUCUGAAUCUGGUAAAGAGUCAAGAAUUGAUAAGUCGAGUGAUGGACGUUAUAACUAUAAAGUAAAUGCUCGUCGAGUUGUACCGUACUAAUAAACAUAAUAUUUCAUUCAACAUGUGUCAAAUAACUUUUGUAUAUUAUAUAUGGUAAAAUUUCGUUGUAUAUUCCUUAAAUAAAUAAAUAAUAUAUACACUGUUCUUAUCUACUUGAUAUGUUUGUUAGUAACAUUUCUACACUAGUCCUAUCGAGUGUAAGUUACACUAAAAGUCUGGUACUACGGUCAACCCCAUUCUAGCCUCAAUAUAUUGUUUAAUCUAACCCACAUUUUUACUCUGUCACUUAUUUGCUUAUCAACCUUGACUAUUUUUAAGUAUGUGCAUGUGUGUGUAUUUCUUGUUUUAUUCAUCACAUGUCUGUAACUUAAUUUUGUCUGACUAUAAAAAUCGAUUCACGCUUGGUUACACCAAGUUGGCUUACAUACCUUCUCCACUGCGCGUCAUUUUGCUUCACUCUCUUCGUUCCUCCCAUCGUUUGUCUGAAUCAACAAUGGUAUGAAAUACACGCACUCAGAAUCGAGUCGUAUUUAAAUUACUAAAUUUUGUUAUUCGCGAGUUAAGUCGAUUAUUAUAUACGACGGCAGCUGGGAUGUAUACUUUGACAGCAAUCAUUUGUCCAAUCAAACUGGAGUCAGAUAUAGUACUACCAAAAAGAACUCCACUAGCUCCA